AUGCACGCUAGCACCAUCAUCCUCGGUCUCGUUGGCCUCGCCAGUGCCCAGACACUGAACAUUCCCUCUCGGGUGGGCAGCAUUGUCUCUUUGCCUUCUCCCAGCGUGAUCAAGGGCAAUGUUGAUCUGGGCAACCGGGAGUACGACCGUGGUCGUCCUUGCAACAGUGACAAGGAUACCGGCUCCGUUAGUGCCGUGUUUGUCCUGGAGAACGGAGCAUCCCUGAGCAACGUGAUCAUUGGAGCGAACCAGCUCGAGGGCAUCCACUGCAAGGGAUCCUGCACUCUGACCAACGUCUGGUUCCGUGAUGUCUGCGAGGAUGCCAUUUCCAUCAUCGGAAGCGGAGAUGCUCUCAUCAAGGGCGGAGGUGCCCAGGAGGCUAAGGACAAGGUUGUGCAGCACAAUGGUGUCGGAACCGUCACCAUUGAUGGAUUUACCAUUGUGAACUCGGGCAAGCUGUACCGGUCAUGCGGUAACUGCACCGGCAACAAGAGCAAGAGCCCACGUAAGGUCGUGGUCAAGAACGUCAAGGCCAGCAAUGUGCCUACCUUGGUAGGAAUCAACUCCAACUACGGCGAUGUGGCUGAAGUCAGCGGCACCUGUGGAUCCAACGUCAAGCACGUCUGCGAGGAGUUCCAGGGAGUGGACAAGUCAGAGGGCAAGGAGAGCCCGAAGCUGACAUCUACUGCUUCCUGCAAGGGACAGUCGUCUCUUCCUUCUUGCUAA
Molecule: messenger RNA, 726 nt
Organism: Penicillium digitatum Pd1
Lineage: Eukaryota; Fungi; Ascomycota; Eurotiomycetes; Eurotiales; Aspergillaceae
Product: pectate lyase
Biological process (GO): pectin catabolic process
Cellular component (GO): extracellular region
Molecular function (GO): pectate lyase activity
Source: RefSeq, a predicted model, not a curated record